AUGAUUAUGGCUUAUACAAUGGAGCAUAUUCAACUUCAUCGACGCUUAGCAUUGCUUGUACUCAGCUUUGUUGGUUCAUCAACCAAAUGGAGUAUGGCUGGAUUGAUGGGUGUUACAGCUUUUUUGAGUAUGUGGAUCAAUAAUUCAGCUUCUGCAAGUAUCAUGAUGCCAGCAGCGAUCGCUAUUAUUGAUGAAGUUGAAAACUAUCAAAAACAAAUGCAACAGCAAGAACAAGCAUCAGAAAUCGAACGGCAAUCAAGAAAUAUUGCAACAGUAGAUAAAGCAGUCGCACUUGAUGUUGAAACAAUCAAUGCAGAAAAAAAGACAGAACAGUUAUCUUCACAUGAUAGUGUUUCUAUAAAUUGCAGCGAGUUGAUGAUUGUCUACGUUACAGAUGGAACAACAGCUAUACUCAUUGGUUCAUUGCCGUUGAUUUUACCAGAUCAAAACCCAUUUCAAAAAAAUUGGAAAUAUAAACCGAUUAUUCAAUGGAAUCAAUUGUCGAAAUCAUUUCCAUGGGGUGUAUUCAUGUUGCAAGGUGCGGGUUUGGCUAUUGCCGAUGGAUUUAAGGCGUCUGAUCUGUCAACAACUAUUGCCAGUAGUCUGCAGUUUAUUGUUGGAGCACCUAAAACACUUGUUAUUUUUGUUGCCAUCGUCAUUGGUGCUGUGUUCACUGAAUUUACAAGUAAUAUCGCAUGUGCUAGCAUCUUAUUUCCGGUUUUUGAUAGCAUCGCUCGCACAGCUAACAUCCAUGCAGCUUAUCUUAUUAUGCCAUCGUGUAUGGCUGCUUCACUCUCGUUCAUGUUACCAAUUGCUACACCACCGAAUGCUAUGAUAUUCUCUAGUGGUCAUGUAAAAAUUAUGGAUAUGAUCAAAGCAGGCAUCGGAAUUAAAAUUAUCGGUAUUCUGGUGAUUUUGCUAGCAUCAACUACUUUUCUUGGACCUAUCUUUCAUGUGAAUCAACUGCCAUCCGUCGUUAAUGCUGCCACCAUGAUGACCAACAAUACUAUUGGAUAA
This is a messenger RNA of Rotaria sp. Silwood2, 1017 nucleotides long. The record is from the annotation of a GenBank genome assembly. NCBI's taxonomy places the organism in Eukaryota, Metazoa, Rotifera, Eurotatoria, Philodinida, Philodinidae.